Messenger RNA from Pangasianodon hypophthalmus (striped catfish), 5907 nucleotides. It is a transcript of the gene slc38a3a, whose product is annotated as solute carrier family 38 member 3a. Lineage: Eukaryota; Metazoa; Chordata; Actinopteri; Siluriformes; Pangasiidae. The record is from RefSeq and is a predicted model, not a curated record. Gene Ontology annotation, biological process: L-glutamine transport; histidine transport; asparagine transport. Gene Ontology annotation, molecular function: L-glutamine transmembrane transporter activity; L-histidine transmembrane transporter activity; L-asparagine transmembrane transporter activity. The transcript is spliced from 17 exons. Bases 265 to 1845 code for a protein of 526 amino acids.
AAAACCCUCCGCCACUUUGUGAUCGGACAGUCUGACAGGAGGGGAUUAGACCAGGACGGAGCGUUGCAUCACCAGCUCUGCGUUUAUUACCCACUGAGGAAGGCACGCGGGCAGCGGAGGAGAGAGCAGCGCGUGAGGAUCUGUCUCAGCUCUUCGUUGUAACGGAUCGCUCGGCUCGAGAUCUCAGACGAGCUGGGAAUCAUUGGGGGAAUCGCUGCUGAAGGCCGUCUGUAGCUUCUGGAAUAAAUCCCCAUUGUCCAAGUCAUGGAUCCGGCGCCGGCCGAGAUGAACGCACUUCCUAAUGGGAAAGGGCAUGAAGAAGGAGCCGAGACGACGGCCACGCCUACCUCGAUCAAAUCCCAAUCAGACGACACGGCUCAGGAACUCGUGCCUAAUAGUACAGAAAACUCCAGUCACAGCAGAGCUACAAGAGACACUGAAGGCACCACGGCCGAGAGUUCAGAGUUCCUCUCUAACGGCGACGAUAAGAAACCGCCGCGAUUCACAGACUUUGAAGGAAAGACUUCGUUUGGGAUGUCAGUCUUCAACCUGGGAAACGCCAUCAUGGGGAGUGGAAUUCUGGGAUUGGCGUACGCCAUGGCGAACACCGGCAUCGUCAUGUUUCUGUUCCUCCUGACGGCUGUGGCGUGUCUCUCGGCCUACUCCAUCCACCUGCUGCUCAAGGCCUCGGGCGUCGUCGGUAUCCGUGCAUAUGAGCAGCUGGGUUUUCGAGCGUUCGGUACGCCAGGCAAAAUGGCCGCCGGCAUCGCGAUCACGCUGCAGAAUAUCGGAGCCAUGUCCAGCUAUUUGUAUAUAGUGAAGUAUGAAUUUCCUCUGGUGAUUCAGGCCUUUCUCAGGGUGGACACACCAUCUGAGGAAUGGUAUCUGAACGGUAAUUACCUGGUGGUGAUCGUGUCCGUCUGCGUCAUUCUACCUCUGGCUCUGAUGAAGCAGCUGGGCUAUCUGGGCUACACCAGUGGGUUUUCUCUCAGCUGCAUGGUCUUCUUCCUUAUCGCAGUGAUUUAUAAGAAGUUCCACGUGUCGUGUCCCUUCACCGACUUCUCCUCCUCCAAUCGGACGGCGGGGUUAAACAGCAGCGGCGUGGUGGUGGAGCACAGCGGGGUCACCAUGACUCCUGAGGACGAUCCCUCCUGCACCCCUCGCAUGUUCAACCUCAACAUACAGACAGCCUACACCAUUCCCAUCCUGGCGUUUGCGUUCGUGUGCCACCCGGAGGUGCUGCCGAUUUACACCGAACUGCGCAACCCCACCAAGAAAAAGAUGCAGCAUGUGUCCAACAUCUCCAUCGCUGUCAUGUACGUCAUGUAUUUCCUGGCUGCGCUGUUCGGAUAUCUGACCUUCUACGAUAAGGUGGAGGCUGAGCUGUUGCACACCUACAGCAAGAUCGACCCGUACGACACACUGAUCCUGUGUGUGCGCGUGGCCGUACUGACCGCUGUCACACUCACCGUACCCAUUGUACUGUUCCCCGUGAGGCGAGCCAUCCAGCAGCUCUUCUUCCCCAACAAGACGUUCUGGUGGCCGAGACACAUCGCCAUCGCCAUCCUCCUCCUCACCACCAUCAACCUGCUCGUCAUCUUCGCCCCCAACAUCCUCGGCAUCUUCGGGGUCAUAGGUGCUACAUCUGCUCCGUGUCUCAUCUUCAUCUUCCCAGCUGUGUUCUACAUCCGCAUCGUUCCCAAAGAGGAGGAGCCUGUGCGCUCAGUGCCCAAAAUCCUGGCUGCCUGUUUCGCUGGUCUGGGUGUCCUGUUUAUGAUAAUGAGCCUGAGCUUCAUCAUCAUCGAUUGGACGUCAGGGAGCAGCAAAUCGAAUGGUGGUCAUUAGGCCACGCCCACAUGUGUUUUUUUUUCCUUUUUUUUUUUUUUACAUGUCUUCUGUGUGUGUGUGUGUGUGUGUGUGUGUGUGUGUCUGGUGUAAUCCUCUGCCAGGGCCUGUAGUGUGUGUGUGUGUGUGUGUGUGUGUGUGUGUGUGUGGGUGAUCUCUCAGUGAAACGUCAGCAUCAGUACAGCAAGUAUUACUUACCAAAUUUUUGUGCGUUUGUAUAUGUGUCUGUCUGUCAGGCAAAAUAACCCUGGAUGAUGACGAUGAUGAUGAUGACGAUGAUGAUGAUGAUGAUGAUGAUGAUGAUGAUGAUAAUGAUGACUCAGUAGUGAGAGCAGUGAUAUGUGGACUCACACACUUCCUGCUAGAUAAUAUUCUUGCAUUUUUCUCCCCUCAAACUGACCCUUAACACAAAUUUAAACUAAACCAGUCCAGUUUGCUACAUUGGCCUGAUUGUGACCUCUGCCCUUUGACCUUUGACCCCAGGUACAGAAAGACCUGGGGCCACCAAAGCAGGGUACUUAUUCAAGUUGAUAAGGAUUACCCCGAUGGGAGAGCUGUGUGUUUUCGAUAGUGUAGGUGCUUGUCCCUUUCGAUGACUUUCUCUCUCUCUCUCUUUCUCUCUCUCUCUCUCUGUCUCUCUCUCUCUCUCUCUCUUUCUUUCUCUGUCUCUCUCUCUCUCUUGAUGUGGCAAUAAUCUCUGCAACAACCGAGAAACACUGGAGUGAGAGGUCGUUGCCAUGACAGCGCCAUAUACAUAUAUAUAUAUAUAUAAGUAGAGCACAUUAACCCUGUGACACAAUAUGCAAACUGUAAAUAACCUGCAUCAGCAAUUUUUUUUAUAUGUAUGGAUUUAUGUAUAUAUCACAGAGUAUAUGGAUAAAUAUACAGCUAUAUGUGAUAGGGAUGUGUUUGAUAUCUGCCCAAGAGCACAUCGUUCCUGUAAUUUAAUCGCUCUAGAUUAUUAAAAAAAAAGGCACAUGAAAAACUGAGGAAGAACGAUCUACUGCAGAGCACAAACAGAAAACACAGAUUUUUUUUUUCUUUGACCCUAAGACUGAAUGUAAAGUUGGGAAAGGAGUGUAUACAGAAAGUACAAAGUAAAUAUAAAGAGCAAAUAAAAAAAAAAAAAAGUUUAACAUGCUAAACUGACAGGGUUUUCUCCUCCAGUGAAGACACGACAGGACUGUGUGAGAGGUGUAGGAGAGAGAGAGAGAGAGAGAGAGAGAGAGAGGAUAGGUAUACAGUAGAAAAACAUUCCAGGAUGGAUGAGUCGAGAGCUAUAACCUCGCUGCUGCAACCUUUUGCUCGCUCUUUCUAUAUCGAUUCCGUGUGUCGUUGUCACAUGCUCAUGCUCAUGAACUCACGGAGUCGUGGAGAUUUUCGCUCUGUCAAUCACGCAGACUUGAAGUGAUACAACUCCUAAAAAAAAACGCAUCACAGCGCAAAGAUCACACUGUGGUGUCUUAUACCACAGUGCUGUUGAAUUCUGGAUUGUGAUUGGUCAGCAGGUGUUGAUUACUUUUCUAUAACAGCAGCUCUGACACUUCACUAAUAAUAACCGGAUUGCAAAACGUGUAAUUGUUGAUAUGGUGAAGUUAACAUUUAAAUGUAAAUUUAACAUUUAUGGAAGGAGUCUCCAGUGUCAGCGCUCUGUAACAGUCAGAGGUAAAGCCGUAACUUUAUGUUUUUUGUCUUAAUAACUUAGAGAGAGAAAAAUUAGAGGCUGAUGAGGGAACGACUUUUUAUAGCUGCUGUAACAUUUACUCUAAAUGGAUAAAAAGUAUGACGUUCUUUUAUAAAUGAAAAAUUGUAGUCGUUGGAAAGUUGCUGUGGUGUAAGAGGAAUAAAACACUUUUGUACAUGCUGUUAUAGGAAAAGAAUCAACUUCAGGGUAGUAACAGUAACUCCGCUUCUUUACUCCACCUGGUCGUUGAUUAUUUUGCUAUAACAGCAUGACACGGAGUGUUUUAUUUCUUACGUAACAUGUAAGAGCCUGUCAGAUUCAACAGACCACUUAAUCUUGGUUUUGGGGGCGGGGCAUGUAGAGAUGGGAGUGUUUCUAAUUUGCAUAUUCAGAGAAUCUGGAUUGAUUGCUGAAAGGGGAAAAGUUCGGCGCAUUUUUUCGGUGUAAUGACAUUUUAUGGGGUUUUCAAUCAGGCUUUGGGUGCUACUAUGACAUCUUAAUAUUUCUGAAAACAGACAGGACAUGAUUUUACAAUAACUGUCAUACACUUAGGAGCAUAAUCCGUAUUCACUUCUCUUCUGGUUCGAAAUCUUCAGGUCGCAGCAACAUAAAGAACCAGAUGGUGUUUAACAAUAAGGCAAAUAGUUUGCUUCAGAUAAAUCGUUCUAAUCCUGAUCAAGUCACGGGAAUAAUUCUGGGAAUGAAUUUCAGAAUUAAAGCGAGUUAUUUAAUCAUGAGCAUGAUCGUUGGAUAACGACUGAACACAGUAGCUUUAGCACUUUCUGCUACAAAGCACAAUUUAGAGCCAUUAAAACACUUAACCUACUAUGGAGACCAACUAUAUGAUUAAAAAUCUAUAAUAUAUUUUAUAGGCAGAGUUCUACAGCCUUUGUACUACUAAAUGUUUGUAAGAAAGGUGUGUGUGUGUGUGUGUGUGUGUGAGUUUAACCUCUUGGAUAUAUAAUCUAUAUGCUCUAUAGAGUGCUGAAGGUGUAGUAUAACACUCAAUACAUAUGAGACGUGUGUGUAUUUACACCCGUGGUACUUUUUCACUAGUCGCUGUAGUCGUGUUCGGUGAUUAGACAGAUCAUUAGAUGGAUCGAAGUCUUAAACGUGUCUUUGUGUCCCGUGUCAGUGGUUUAAAUAUCCAAGCUGCUGGUGUGUGUGAGGUGAACAUACAGUCACACACUGCAAAAGCAAGAGGAAAUGUCUUGAAUAUGGACAAAUGUAUGUAAUAUUUCAUAUGAUCAUAUUAUUAUUAAUCAAAUAUUAGACUAUUAACCCUAUUUCUAGACAUUUUUUUUUAUUUCAAGCUUUAAUCUGUUGUUCUUAAUCUAUUGGCAGAUAAUUUUGAUUAUAAAUGCUCGAAAUAAAAAAAGAUCUGCCAAUAGAACAAGACUAUUUCACUUUUGAAACGAGAAAAAAUAUCUGGAAAUACUAUAGAAAGGGUUUUUUUGUAAUCCCAUAAUAAGAAAUGCUAGAUACCUCUGACUAUAUUCAAGCUAUUUUUCACUUUAUUUUGCAGUGCCAUUAUAUUAAUAAUAAAAAUUCCAGCAUUAUGCGCUUAAAACCUGUGUAGUAGCACAUUUUUAAUCCCAGUGUAAAGUCUUGUAUUUAAGAAGCACAGAAAAGUAAAUAAAAUAUGAAAUAAAGUACAAAUGAAUAUGUUUAUAGAUCAGCUCUUGCAUCUGCAAAUGAUUAUUAUACACAUUUAUUCAGGGCUUGAGGCAAAAUCAUCCCAGAGAGCAGUUUUAUUUCUUUAUGAAUAUAUUUUUGAUUAACUCUAAUAUUCAUGUGCCUGUAUAUUUUCAUAUCAGGAUCGUUGUUGUUUUAACUGCAAGUGUGACAGUAUAAUAUAUAACCUCAGUACAGGCUCAGUUAUGAAAGAUUUAUUAGAUGAUGUUGAGCUGAUGUUUUAUUAGGACAUUUAUGAACAGGUUUAGGUCAUGUGUUUAAAAAAUGGAGUGACUAAAAGUGUUUUUAUUUUCUAGCAGUGUAUUUGUGUGUAGUAAAUGUGUCGACUUAAUCUCUGUAUUCUUGACUUAAUGAAGCGUGUGUGUGUGUGUGUGUGUGUGUGUGUGUGUGUGUGUAUACGAGUUCAUGACUGACAUGUUGGCAUUUAUAUAUGAUGAAAAUAAUGAUGACAAUAAUGAUAAACCCUUUAUAUCCCUCGUGUAGUUUGUACACUGUAAAUAGGCAGAGGUUUAGUCUGAUGAUUAAAACAAGCUAUAAUAAUUUUUAAAAGUGCUUUUUUUUUUUAAGUAAUAAAAAGCCAGUUAAAUGUCUUUUAUUUUUCUUUAUUCCUCAUAUAUUGAGUACAUGGCUGGCGGGUAUUGUACUGUAAACGAUGUUGAAAUAAAUAAAAAUAAAGAAUGAAA